Molecule: messenger RNA, 3644 nt
Organism: Xenopus laevis (African clawed frog)
Lineage: Eukaryota; Metazoa; Chordata; Amphibia; Anura; Pipidae
Gene: palm.L
Product: paralemmin L homeolog
Exons: 9
Coding region: 183-1274 (363 amino acids)
Biological process (GO): regulation of cell shape
Cellular component (GO): membrane; dendritic spine; dendrite
Source: RefSeq, a predicted model, not a curated record
GUGCAAGUAAAUAUUGAGCAAAGGGUACGAUUGUAACGGUGCCUCCCUCCUGUCACACUCCCUGGAAGGCUCUCUCUCUCUCUCUCUCUCUCUCUCUCUCACACACACAUAUACACACACACAGGGCCGGACCGGGCUCUGCCGCAUGCACAUUACCCCGAGCUGAGUGAGGAGCCUGCGCCAUGGAGAUCAACGACUCAGUAAACCAGCAGGAUAGACUGCAGGUCAUAGCGGAGAAACGUAGGCGACAAGUGGAGAUUGAGAAUAAGAGACGUCAACUGGAAGAUGACAGAAGACAGCUGCAACAUCUUAAGUCCAAAGCUUUACGAGAAAGAUGGCUCCUGGAGGGUGCUCCAGCUUCCACCCCUGAGGAGGAUGAGGCAACAAGGAGACAAAUGCAAGAAGAUGAGCUAAGGACCCGAGAACUGGAAGACAACAUUCAAAGACUGGAGACAGAGUUGGAGCUACUUGAGAGUGGCUUGUCAAGCACAUCUACCAAAGAGAGCCUGGCAGAGGAAGAGAUUCUGAAGAGCCACAAGACCUCCCUGAACACAACCAAGGGUCAAGAUAUUUCAGUAUCCCCAGGUCACAAGACAGAAAGCCCAGACAUGAUGAGAGCGGCCAUGUAUUCUGUGGAGAUUACAGUAGAGAAGGACAGAAUCACAGGGGAGACUAAAAUCCUCUCCAGCAACACUGUGCUCCCCAAAGAGUACCCCCCGCAGGGGGUCAAGGUUUAUGAAGAUGAACAGAAAGUAGUGCAUGCGGUGAGGUCGGAGGCUGAUGCACCAAAUAAUGCCGUACAUGCACUAAGCUUGGUGGAAGUUGAAGAUCUCAUCCAUAAGGCAGAGGAGGCCACUCUCAGUGAGAUUUCACUGAUUUCUGAUGACAAGCCUACCAUUCAGCGUGCCUCUCCUCGGAAGGAGAUUCCUGGAGUUCAGUCACGGCCUCCACAGACUCCUCCAGAGCCAGAGGCUCCAGUCACUAUGAUCUUCAUGGGCUACCAGAAUGUGGAGGAUGAAAAUGAAACUAAAAAGGUCUUGGGCAUGGAGGAAGCCAUCACGGCUGAACUGGUAGUCAUCAGUGAUGGGGACCCCCAAACUGCAACCGAAGACGUGGACCUUCCUGAAAAAAUCCAGCAUCCUCCUAAUGGAGCCCCAUCUGAAACCCCCACAAAGGUGGAAAAGCCAGAGGUCAAUGACACAGCAGCUCCCAAAAGUGUGGAGCAAGAUCUGACCAUGAAGAAACAGAGGUGCAAAUGCUGUAGUGUGAUGUAAAGAGAGAGGUGGAGGAGAAUGUUGCUAUUUCUGCACCCACUCAAAUAUGAAGCCUGAAAGAAGGUUUUUCCUUUCACCAGAAACCUCAUAGGAAGGGUUGCUCCUUCCUCCGCCUUUAGCAAUUUGAAAGAGGACAGUACUCACACUUCCCAUGAAAGCAUUGCUGGAGUUCUCUAAUCCACAAAAGAAGGUUAACUUCGAUAUAUAUAUCUUUUUUAAUGGAGGUCCCUUUGUCAGUCCCAAAGAAAUUCAAUAGGAAUCAAACCACCCAUGUCCCUCUCAUAAGCAACUAUCAGUCUUUCCUCCAGACUGCAAAUGGUGCAUCCAUUCCCCAAAUUAAGAUAGGUAAACUUCUCAGCCUACACCUUAAAUGUUAAUUAAGUGGUCCCUUUUUCCUCCAGUUCCCUACCUGUGAUAUUAUUCAGUGUUCUAUUGUGAUCCUCCCUACCAUGAUAAAUAUGCAGCUGUUUCAAUUUAUAUCCAGAAAAUAACUGCCAUUGUAGAAAGUAUUAUCUCAAAAGAUUACAUUUCCUGAAUUCCAACCCAUGAACCUGCAACUCUUCCUCUGUCCAGGGCUUAAAUAAUCUUCCUUUAACCAAAGCCCUCACCUCAAGUUACCAACUUUAAUUCAGAAAACAUUUGCAAUGCCUGUUUCAUUCUAUAAGAUUGCUUUGUCAGAAUUGUGCACAGUAGAAGGGUCAUAGAACUGAGUAUCUGGUCUAUCAAAAUUCAUAGAAUGUUGUGGUCAUCUCAGUAUUUGAAUAUCAAACAGCUUUUGCUCUAACACCCAUGCUCUGUACAGCAAUUCAAUAAUGGAGUUGGAAAUGAUUUUCUGAUUCAAAAAUGUUUUGGCAAUGCUUGUUAAAACUGGCCAUGUGAACUUUACAACUGGAAGAGGAACAAUUUUAGCUGAAUUCUACAACAGAUGCAACCCAGAAAGUACCCCUACAAACUGUCAUAUUGAAAAGGACAUGAGACGUAUACCUGCUCUUUCGUUAAAAAAACCUGAAACAGUAGUAAAGAAUGAUUGGAUUGACCGGUAUUACUCAAUACUGAAGCAUAUAUGCAGCAAAUAUUAUUGUAUCCCUUGGUGUGUAACAAUACAACUGUGCAGCCUGUGUUAGCGUGAAUCUGUCACCGUGAUCACCUUCAGAUAAUGUGAGGUCCUGUGCAAAUAGUUAUGUGCGUUAAAUAGAGGCCACAUAUUCCAUCAGCUGCAUAUCCUCCAAUACAGUAGCACAAUACAUGGUUUAAGAAUUUCACAUAAUUUGCACUGCAGUCACUUAUUUCAAUAUGUCAUGUGUGCAGGAGAGUAACUGUAAGAAUGGGCUGUAAAGAAAAACCUAGUACAAAUAUCUAUGUAUUAAUUCACCAACCAAUACAAUGUGCUUUUUGGAUUUUUUUGAUCAAUUGUGAGUGACAGAUUAACUUUAGCAAUGCUACAUGCCUUUAUAGUAACAUUAUUUUGCAUUCUGUAAUACCCCAGUGUUAUGUUUUGCAUAUUAACUAACAUGGUAUAUUGUCUUUGGAGUGAUAUCAGUCACCUAAAUAUAGCUGGCGACUGCUAGGCAGAAGAAACUCAAUUUAUACUUUAGGAAAGACUUAACAUGUGCUGUUCAGAUUGUGAGGAAUAUAUACACAAGCUAGGUACAGACUAGGCAUAGAUCCAUGCAUCAUGGGCUUUAAAGAGGUCAUCCAGCAAUGCAUGUGACCUGAAGAAAAAAAUCUGUUGCAGUAGAGGGCAAAGCUUAAAUGCAACGGGAAACGUUACCAGGUGUCUUAAUGUGACAUGAAUUUGCAAGUUUCAGCUCCAUUCCUGGCAUACACCAUCUAUUGCUUAAUGUGUGUAAAGUGUGUAAUGAGUUAUUUUCUUGUGUUCAGGCCAUAUGCUAGCUAUUGGACUAGCAUUAUGUAGAAAUCAAAUUUCGCUGCCUACUAGUCGCUUGGGUGCUUUUGGGUGACAAGUUUACAUUAACAAAAUUUUAUUGCAGCAAGUAGGUUGUGAGAGUGCCUUGUGGAUGUCUUGUAUUUUAAAAUUCUUGGCUACUGGACGUGAAUGCAGCAUGCUGCAAAGCAUUGUUAUAAUAUGUGUGGAGCGGUCCUGUGGGUCUUUUUGGAGUUCUAUUGACCCCUAUAUGCUGAUGGCCCUCAUGUGAUGACUUGAAGCUGACCCGGGCUGACGUUCUGUCACUAAGAGUGAAUAUAAUGCUGGAAGCUGUAGGGCUGCGAGGCCCAGGCUGGACAUUCAUAUCUGUGCCUCUGGAUUUCCCUGCCUGUUACUAACCCUCAUUUGAUCCUAUUUCCAAGAUUCAGACCAAUUCAUUGUAAAAAAUAUCUCAGUAAGUAAAUAAACUGUGUCAUUUAGUCCCA